GACAGCGACGCAGAGUUAAGAGAAAGCCAGCAGCCAAAAAAGCCAUCCAAACAAACAAACACAACACACAAACGAGAAGCAGAAGAAGAAGAAAUAGCCCUUUCUCUCUCUAAACAAACAUUUCUCUCUCUCCUUUAAAAGGCAUCGUUUGUGGUUUUAUUUUCUCUUCCCUCUCUCUCUCUCUCUAGAUAUCGCGUUUCUCUAUUACCUCAAUCUCGCUCUCUCUCCCUGUAUCUGUAUUCUCGAUCUCGAAACUCUCAACCAUGAGCGACGAAGGAGACAGGAUCUGUCCACUCUGCACAGAGGAGAUGGACUUGACUGAUCAACAAUUGAAGCCUUGCAAAUGUGGUUAUGAGAUAUGUGUUUGGUGCUGGCAUCAGAUAUUGGAAAUGGCAGCAAAAGAAGAUACAGAGGGGCGGUGCCCAGCGUGUAGGGUCCCUUACGACAAGGAGAAGAUAGUAGGGAUGGCUGCAAACUGUGAGAGAAUGGCUGAAAUCCAUAUUGAGCGAAAGAAAUCACAGAAGGCAAAGACAAAGUCAUCUGAAGGAAGGAAGCAGCUAGGCAGCGUGAGGGUGAUCCAGCGGAACCUUGUAUACAUAGUUGGGCUACCUCUUAACCUGGCAGAUGAAGAUCUUCUUCAGCGUAAAGAGUACUUUGGCCAAUAUGGGAAAGUCCAAAAGGUGUCCAUGUCUCGAACAGGAACUGGUGUCAUUCAACAGUUUCCUAACAAUACUUGUAGUGUGUAUAUAACUUACUCCAAGGAGGAAGAAGCGAUUCGCUGUAUCCAGUCUGUACAUGGGUUUGUGUUGGAUAGUAGAUCUUUAAAGGCAUGCUUUGGGACCACAAAGUAUUGUCAUGCAUGGCUAAGAAAUGUGCCCUGCACCAAUCCAGAUUGUUUAUACUUGCAUGAGAUUGGUUCGCAAGAAGAUAGCUUUACAAAAGAUGAGAUAAUAUCAGCAUUCACCAGGAGUAGAGUGCAACAAAUUACCGGUGCCACAAAUAACAUGCAGCGGCGUGCAGGGAGUAUGCUGCCUCCACCUUUAGAUGAUUAUAGCUGCAAUGGCUCUGCUUCUGCACCAAAACCCAUAGUAAAAAUUACUUCAAAUACUACAACCAGUACAUCUAAAAGCUCACCUCCAAAUGGAAGCUCGGGUAGAUCUCUUGCUCUUCCUGCUGCAGCCUCAUGGGGCACACGUGCUACUAACCAGCCACAAGCUGCUAGUUCUACAUCUUCAAAUGGAUCUACUAAGCUUAAGUCAGACACUAUUAAUGGCCCAUUUGCAUUCUCAUUAGCAGUUACAAGCUCAUGUCAGGCUUCUACAUUACAUAGUGAUGUUGUAAAAAGGACACCUUGGGGUGACGACGGCCAACCUAUUAAUGGUAAAAUCAAAUCAGAUCCUUUGAAACCUGCAAAACAGAAUGUUGAUGUAGAUUUUCGAGCCACUAUACUAGAAAAACCAGCUGCAGAUGAUGAUAGUGAUACUGCUACUGUAACUUUAAGUAAUCAGUCUUCCAGUCCAACAUCUAAGCAUGAUGAAUGGGGCUCAUCUUUGGUGUCAAAUGGUACAGACUCUUUUGUUCAUACAGUGCCUUCUAGUGAAAAGCGGGGGGUUGCUGCAAUUGAUAUGGCAUCACUAAAGGUUGAUGAUAAUGUUACAAGUGAAGUUUCUGGUAUAACUAGAACUAGUAGUUCACUUACAGAUCACAGUAUUAUGAAAUUGCCUGGGAGUCCAGGGUUACAGCAACCAUUUGCUGAUCAAUAUGGAGAACCCUUACCUUCACCAGCAAUAGAGAAAACCUCCGGUCCUCGAGAUCAGUCUGAUUGGACAACAGAUCCACAAAUUCAAACAGCUACGGAUACUGUGUCCGAAGUUGAGGAAGAUAUAAUAUCAUUUGAUAAUCAGAGACUCAAAGAUCCAGAAGUUGUGAGCCGCACAAGUUAUCUGCCCAAUUCAGCUAAUUCACUGCAUGUUCCAAGUCAUUCUAGGUCUCAUUCCCUUCAACUUAAUGAGCCUUUUGGUGGUGUUAGUGUAAAUGCUGACCCUAUAUUUCUAGAUAAUAGAGUUGGUGAUCGAACACUUCUGAAUGCAUCUAGUCAUACUGUAAUAGCAAAUGGAUACCCUCAGAAACUUAUAAGCAGUUCUGCUGGUUUAAAUAGAAACAUGGAGCACUCCUGUCUUUCAAAUGAAGUGGAAAGGAAGCCUAUGGGAAGAUUACAGGGUGAUGUUACUUCCUUAGAUGCGGGUGAGAACAGCAUAAUUUCAAAUAUAUUAUCUCUAGAUCUUGAUUCAUGGGAUGAAUCAUUAACUUCGCCUCAGCAUUUGGCAAAAUUGCUGGGUGAAACUGAUAAACAGUCCAAUUCUCUCAAAAUAUCAAGUUCUUGGAAAGGUCAAAAUAACCAUCAGUCGAGGUUCUCUUUUGCAAGGCAGGAGGAAUCGAGAAAUCAAGGAGUUGACGCCGAUACAUCUUUCAAUGUUUUCGGGCAGCUGCAAAAGAACCUUCCAUUUGGUCAGGAUUUUUCUGAAAGUAGACUGGCUUACUUAGAUAAAUUUGAGGUGGGAAACGGUUUCUCUUCCAGUAAUUUUGAUGAAUCUGAAGCUUUUGUCAAUGGCUCUUCAGUUUUUUCUUCUAGUAAGUCUUCUGGAGUUGCAAGAACUCAAAUUUCUGCCCCACCUGGGUUCUCUGUGCCUAACCGAGCUCCACCUCCAGGCUUCUCUUCUCAUGAAAGGAUGGACCAGAUUUUUGAUACUAUGUCUGGGGGUCAUUUGCUCGACUCUUCUUCCUUGCUAAGAAAUCCAUAUCAAGCAGCCCCACCUGGAAAUAUUAGUAGCAGUGGGGAUAUUGAAUUCAUGGAUCCUGCAAUUUUGGCAGUUGGUAAAGGGAGACUUCAAGGUGGGCUUAACACUCAGGGUUUGGACAUGAGAUCAAAUUUCCCCCAACAGUUAAGUGCAUUUGAGAAUGACCCACGACUUCAGCUGUUGAUGCAAAGAUCUCUCUCACCACAUCAGAACUUGAGAUACGCUGACAUUGGGGAUAACUUUUCUUCUCUUAACGAUUGUUAUGGAAUUUCUUCGAGGCUUGUGGACCAAUCACAAAUGGGUAAUUUAUCUCCUUUUAUGCAAAUGUCCCUUCAGCAUUCUAGGAAUGGGCUCAUGUCAAAUGGGCACUGGGAUGGCUGGAAUGAGCUUCAGGGUGCAAACAAUCUAGGUGUGGCAGAAUAUCUUCGUAAUGAGAGGUUAGGGUUGAACAAAUUCUAUAGUGCUGGGUAUGAAGAUUCAAAGUUUAGGAUGCCAAAUUCAGGAGACUUGUAUAACAGAACAUUUGAGAUGUAAACCUUGAUGGCGUGGAAAAUUUUAAUCAGCUAGAUAUGGUUAACUGAGAAGCACGAGUGACAUAUAUGCAGUUAUGUGGCCUUGUACUGACUGAUGGGACUGACUCAUUACUGGUCUCUUUGAGCAGCCUGAUGAAGGAUAAGCUCCCGAAAAUCGGGGUCUUGAAGGCAGCAGGUGAAGGAUCUACAUAGGAUUUGAAGAUUGUAUUAUGAUAAGCUGUAUAUUGUCAAACUGGCAGGUUGAUUGAUCCUCCAGACGGAUAAGUCUAUGUACUUGAGCAUAUUACAAUGAUUAGCUCUUGCUCCAUUAUCAGCAGAUAUAGAGAACAUAAAUAUUACUUCUGAGCAGCCACCACAUUGUUAAUGCAAUAAGCCUAGGGAUGUACUUGUCGUAUUCGUUGCGCUAUGUGCUUCUGUCCCAGAGGAUACCUCCUUCACCAGUAGCAGUCUUCUGGAGUCCAUAUUUUCCUAUGCCAUGUUGGCUGGAUCCAAUUAUAGAUCCAGACACCUUCAUGCAGACUCCUGAAUCUACAUUUUUAAUACCAAGCUUUACCUCAUUAGGUCUAUUUUCCACCAUGGACUAGACCUAUUUUAAGCAUUAUUUUUUCAGUCUCCGGUUCAGUCCUCAUUUGCAAUUGAAAUCGGAAAUUUUUCUGGGCGAGUUUGAUGCGGCAUCAUAUGCUGGUGAUAAUGGUAUUGAAGGUUCUGAUACUAGUGUUGAGGAUACUUGACAAUGUGAUGAAUCUGAAAACGAUGGAGUUCAACACCAACCGGAUCAAGCAAGAGAUUCUUCUUUCAUUAACAUGAAUACUACAUGUAGGAAUACUCGAAGAGCUAUAGGCCUAAGAACAAGUACUCGAUCCAACGACUGUAGAACAUGAAUACUGUUUCUUUCGUAUAUGUUAUGUGAAUAGGUGCCUACCAUUUUAUGUAACUAAACAAUGUAUAAUGUACAUUCUACUAGCUUUUUCAUGCUGUAAUUUUCUUUUUAUACGAAUGAAAUUUUCUCCCUGUUGCGUUCUGCUUGGAAA
Molecule: messenger RNA, 4362 nt
Organism: Ricinus communis (castor bean)
Lineage: Eukaryota; Viridiplantae; Streptophyta; Magnoliopsida; Malpighiales; Euphorbiaceae
Product: dentin sialophosphoprotein
Exons: 16
Coding region: 264-3332 (1022 amino acids)
Biological process (GO): protein ubiquitination
Cellular component (GO): CCR4-NOT complex
Molecular function (GO): RNA binding; ubiquitin-protein transferase activity
Source: RefSeq, a predicted model, not a curated record